AUUUAAUCUUAGUGACGAUAAAAUUAGAUAAAUUCAAAUUGAAAAGCUCAGAACAGAUGUGAACUACUUGGGCAAUGCCAUUGAGUUUGAACGGAAGGCUUGGGAGGAGUGCCUCGAAGUUUAGUUUGUUGAUUUUGCCCUCAAAUGGGCAAUUGUCUGACUUGUUGCAAGGAGCCUACAUCUACGGCCCCGGACAGCAACAACCCUAACUGUCAUAAAGAAGAUAUGAGCGAGGUUCGUUUGUACCCAGCACCGAGUCAUGUGCCAGCUUCCACAUCUCCGCCGCCCGAAACGAUUUUAAGCAACGGCAACCAUCUGAUCGCCGGCGGUGUUGCCACAUCGGAAUCCGCGUCCGCCGCUAGCACGCGUCUGUGCGCGGCCGUGCACCAGCAGCAACUAGGCAACGUCAGGGGCAGGCAGUCGAAAAGCGCCCCGGCCAUGGGGGCCUCAGACAGCAAACCCAGCGACAACAAACUCAAUGCUCUAUUCGAGACUUAUAAGGACGACGCGGAGGACAGCAUCCUGGCCGAAGGGAUCGAGCAGCUGUGCAAGGACUUGCAGGUGUGUCCGGACGAUUUCAAGAUACUGGUGCUGGCGUGGAAACUGAACGCCGAACAGAUGUGCCGAUUCACGCGUUCGGAGUUCGUCGGCGGCCUUCGGGACAUCCGAGCCGACUCGACGAAAGCCAUACAGGUUCGAUUGCCGGAGGUGAUAGCCGAGUUGGAGAGGAACGACGAGCAUUUUAAGGAUUUGUACAGAUUUUCUUUUCGUUUUGGGCUGGAUUCAGUUUCCGGUCAAAGAAUAUUACCGACUGAUAUGGCGACAGUACUUUGGAGGCUAGUUUUUACAAUCAGGGAACCACCUAUACUUGCUCGUUGGUUAAACUUCUUGGACACGCACCAGUCGAUCCGGGGGAUCCCUCGCGACACCUGGAACAUGUUCCUGAACUUCUCCGAGGCCGUAGGCGACGACCUCUCGUGCUACGACGACAACGAAGCGUGGCCGAGCCUGUUCGACGACUUCGUCGAGUACGAGAACGACCAGGCCAACCAGAACAUCACCAAGGACAAGGACCGCGACGGCCGCCGCAUCGGCCAGGACUGAGCCCCGCGGAGCGGACGCGCUCUCGACUGACUUCGACCGCCAUUCGGCGCCCCCCGAGUAAGAGACCGUUUUUACUUCGUUGUUUCGCUGCAGGGGCCGGUUUCGUUGCUCGAGUUUGGGGGGCUAAUCGAUGAUCGCAAGUUUUGUGAUGGAAUUUUUAUAAUUAAAUAUCUUCUUUAUUUAAAUUAUCCAACUAUAGCCUUUUCACAAAAUAGAUUCAUAAAUCUAGAGAUUCAUCUAAAACAACCACAAAAUUUGUGAUUUCUCCUUGAAAACAAACUGAAACUGAAAUUUGGUGAUUUUUUCUUCAGAGAAGUCCAAAUUACAGUCUUUUCACAAAAUAGAUUCAUAAAUCUAGAUAUUCAUCUAAAACAUCCACAAAGUUUGUAAUUUCUCCUUGAACAAAAACUGAAAUUGAAAUUUUGUGA
Molecule: messenger RNA, 1532 nt
Organism: Brassicogethes aeneus
Lineage: Eukaryota; Metazoa; Arthropoda; Insecta; Coleoptera; Nitidulidae
Source: the annotation of a GenBank genome assembly